AUGAAAGUUAUUUUAAAGUUAUUACUUGUUUCGUUGCUGUUACAAAAUAAUUUGACAGCAUAUGCCCGUUACUCACCAAUUGCACAAUAUUUGAAGGUACCAGAAGGCGAAGUACCUGAUUUAUUGCUUAAACAGAAAAUCUUGAUCGAGGGAAACACCAAAUUGGAUUCCACUCUUAAAGAAUUAGAUAGAUUAGCUGAAGAACACAAUGUGAACCAAAUUGUGUUAAGUAAAAAUUACGAAAAGAAUAAUAUAGAAAUACGGUUAAAUCAUAAUGAAAAUAACCAAGCAUUUAUAGAAAGUGUCAAAAAAUUUAAUCCGAUUAUACUUAAUAACAAAGAAUUUUUCGAUAGUGGUGAAAAAGAUUUUAAACCGUUGAAUAAGAAAGAAGUGAGAUUUAACUCGGCUGAUUCGUCUAAUUUACUUGCUUUAAGACCUAUAGAAAAAAAGGUUCAUGCACAACCCAGAAGAAUAGACAUUCCUAUUCUUGCUGGAGAAGGCAUACAUUCUGAUCAUAACACACCUGAUGAGAAAGGACUUAUUUAUUUUUAUCAUCUAUCAUGGGAUAGGGUGGGGCCGCCGACAAUACUUGAAGAAGAUGAUUAUAUUGGGCCAAUGGUUUUCCAAGAUUUUGAAGAUGGCAACGAUAGGGGAUUUAUCUUGAAAGAUACUAAAAAAAUCGCUUCCCCGGCCAUAAGGAUAAACGAUUCAGAUUUUGAGGUAUAUCAUAUUCUCGGUUCGCUUGAUAUUGAUGAGUCAUACAUAGGAGCUUGG
Messenger RNA from Racocetra fulgida, 774 nucleotides. NCBI's taxonomy places the organism in Eukaryota, Fungi, Glomeromycota, Glomeromycetes, Diversisporales, Gigasporaceae. The record is from the annotation of a GenBank genome assembly.